AUGGUCUCAGACGCGUUGGGUGAUCGUAGAGAGAUUGUGGAAGUCAAAGAAGUUCGUGCUCAGAAGGAGGGGAUGGAAAAGACGCGACUUCUGAACUUGACGACGCGUUUGGAUGUGGGCAAGAGUGAGGCUAGUACUAGCCUCAUGUCACGUGACUACUGUCAAUGCUUGUGUGUCAAAUCAAUUCACCCCCUUUGACUCUUUUAGUCCUAGGUGUUUGUUUGUGGUUGUUUGUAUUUUCUUGCAGUUACUUGAAACUGACAACUAGUGUUCUGAUAUUAAAUUUCACAAUAUUUCGUUGGC
Molecule: messenger RNA, 303 nt
Organism: Mollisia scopiformis
Lineage: Eukaryota; Fungi; Ascomycota; Leotiomycetes; Helotiales; Mollisiaceae
Exons: 1
Coding region: 113-268 (51 amino acids)
Source: RefSeq, a predicted model, not a curated record